This is a messenger RNA of Fonsecaea erecta, 1326 nucleotides long. RefSeq lists its product as hypothetical. Lineage: Eukaryota; Fungi; Ascomycota; Eurotiomycetes; Chaetothyriales; Herpotrichiellaceae. Gene Ontology annotation, cellular component: cytosol; nucleoplasm; centrosome. The transcript has a single exon. The record is from RefSeq and is a predicted model, not a curated record. The coding region runs from base 1 to 1326 and encodes 441 amino acids.
AUGGAUAGGGCCGAGAUCCUGAACGUGCUCGCACAAGAUCCCCAGCGUGAACGCCCUCAAAGCGCCGAACUGCGGCGACAGGCUCAAUCCAUAAUCCCCAGCAUCCCGUCCGAUGGUGACCACAACCAUGCACACGACCUGCCUGCCGCACUGCUUGACCUUCUCACACAGAUCAUCAAGCCCCUCUUCACCGGCACAAAGCACCCACAGUUGACAUCGACGGGUCGCAAGAACCUCGUCCCGGGGCCGCCGCCGUCGAUAGCAGCAGCACGCUUUCUCACCCCUUUAGCUGACGCCGAUGGGGAAGAAGAAAACCAGAGACCGUGGAAGAGGACACCCUUCACGGUGCCGUUACUGAAGUAUAUUUUGCAAAGCUAUUCGCUGCUGCCCCAACCGGCGCAGAAAUCUACGAUCGAGGCGCAUUUCCACCUCCUGGUCCCGCCCAUUCUCAACAUGAUCGACGAUGCGUCUCCCCAGUUCAAAUCCGACGGCUGUCUCUUACUACGCUUGCUAUGCACGACGCUCGUCUCGACGCAGAGCGACAUGCUGCGACGCACGGGAUUGACGGACGUGUUCGUCGACGCGCUUAAGACGAACUUCCUGCUGCUGCCCACCCUGACGCCCGAGGAAGACAGUCUGCUGGUGUUAAGGGAGCUCUACCCGGCGUAUCUGGUGCUCGUGGAAGCACGGUUCGUCAAGCUCCAAGUCGCCAUGACCGAGGGAGUCGAUAUCUCUAUAGGCAAGAAAUCUGACGCCGGGGCGACCUCGGCUAUGGCCGAGGACUUCAUGGCCCGAGAAGCCAUGCUCACAAAGCUCUACCGACACGGCAUCAUGGCGUCCCUAUCCCACCUGUCUUCCGCGACAGAUUCAUUUUCAAAUACCAUCUCCGCGCCACUCACGACGUUCCUGCUCAAGCAGAUCCCACUCAUAUUUCGGCGGCUGGGCAUCCACGCCGUGAAGCACCUCCAGACCCUGUUGCCGAUGAUGCGGGUGGCCUUGAUGGACCCGUUCGUCCUCGCCGCGCCGGCGAUGGCGCUCGCGUUGUUGGAUGUCCUGGCCGUGGUGGUCGAAGUGUGCGCGCCCCGGGUCAGGGAUAAGUGGUGGGCUGAGAUUCUCCGGGCCUGUGUCGCGUGCUGGUGCAAUUGUUUCGACGAGCAGGGGGCAGCCGCCGGUGAAGGGACCGCGAAGGCUCUACAGGAGAUAAUGAACGCGGUCAAGGGAGUGGUAAAGACGCUGCGAGACGUCCUGGGGAAGGAGCAAUGGGGCGACGUCAAGGCGAAAUUGCUGGCCGAGGAGAAAGACUUGAACGGGUUGUUGGAGGGGUAG